AUGGUGAAGCUAGCCACUGUCACGAUCCGAAAUUUCCUCUCCUAUCUCCUCUACCAUGAGGUGUGCCCCGAAUACAAAGAGAACAUCGACGAGGCGCGUAGGUCGUGUGACAUUGCAGCCAAAGAACUGUGGCAGAACCAGGAGUUCGCGACCUCCAGCCCUAGAGAUUUCAACAAGGCCUGCUCCACUCUCUUCGGUGGCUUCUUCUACGAUGUGAAUGCCGAGGAAAAUAGUUGGAAUAAGCGAAAGAACUGGAAUUUCCUUAUGAAGAAGGACGUCGCACGUAAAGUGGUUAAGUUCGCAAUAGCUGGCUCAGGAACAAAUACCAUGGCCCUUCAAUUUCAAACGUUGGCAAACCAGAAUGCUUUGCAUUCGGCGCUUGUGCCGGAUAUUCACGGCUUCGAGGUGAUUGCGGUCUUCCCUCCCACGCCAGAAGUUCGUGAGUUCUACAGACACCACGCACCUGACCUGAACCCUGUUGGACGGAUGGUCGGGAAAGCCUACCGUGAUCCUGGAAAGCCUCGCUACGAUCUAAGUGGGGAGGAAAGAUUGAUGUGGGAAACUGGGGCGGCGUCGAUGCCUGAUUUCCAGUUUUUCCUGGAAGAAAGUCUACUCAAGCUCUGUUACCCCAAGAUGAAAGUGAUCACUCCGGUGUGGGAACUCAACUGUGGCCUGAACUUCUUUGAAGAUGUUCAUACUGUUUAUAGCUCGAUCUACACUGUCCUCUGCAACGAUCUGAUGCUGGGCUAUAAGCAGUCGGUCGACUUGACUGAAAAAGAACCGGACGAUGUUGAGGAGAUCGAGGAGCCGAAUGGUGAUGGCGCUGGGAAGAAAGAGACGACGCUGUGA
Messenger RNA from Aspergillus oryzae RIB40, 849 nucleotides. RefSeq lists its product as uncharacterized. The transcript has a single exon. Gene Ontology annotation, cellular component: ARC complex. Gene Ontology annotation, biological process: regulatory ncRNA-mediated gene silencing. The record is from RefSeq and is a predicted model, not a curated record. Lineage: Eukaryota; Fungi; Ascomycota; Eurotiomycetes; Eurotiales; Aspergillaceae. Bases 1 to 849 code for a protein of 282 amino acids.